This is a messenger RNA of Chanos chanos (milkfish), 724 nucleotides long. It is a transcript of the gene atp5f1d, whose product is annotated as ATP synthase F1 subunit delta. The record is from RefSeq and is a predicted model, not a curated record. Gene Ontology annotation, molecular function: proton-transporting ATP synthase activity, rotational mechanism. NCBI's taxonomy places the organism in Eukaryota, Metazoa, Chordata, Actinopteri, Gonorynchiformes, Chanidae. The coding region runs from base 109 to 594 and encodes 161 amino acids. The transcript has 5 exons. Gene Ontology annotation, biological process: proton motive force-driven ATP synthesis.
UCCUUGUCCUAUCAGCCGUGCACAAACUGAGUUCUUGCACCGGGCUGGGGAGCUGAAGACUGUACGUUUUGUUCCGCUGUAACACUUCAUUUAUUCACAUUUGUCACAAUGAAUGCAGCAAGAUUUCUCCUUCGUCGUGCUGUUCCAGCGCUAAGACAGGUGCGAUGCUACGCCGACGCUCCUGCUGCUUCAGCCCAGAUGUCCUUCACUUUUGCCUCGCCGACUCAGGUGUUCUAUCAAGGCGCCAGUGUCAAACAAGUAGAUGUCCCAACUCUGACAGGCGUAUUCGGCAUUCUUCCGGCCCACGUCCCGACACUGCAGGUGCUCCGGCCCGGCGUGGUUACAGUCUUCAGUGAUGACGGAUCCCCCGUGAAAUACUUCGUGAGCAGCGGUUCGGUCACUGUCAACGCCGACUCCUCAGUGCAGCUAUUGGCUGAGGAGGCUGUCACUCUGGACAGCUUGGACCUCGCAACGGCCAAAGCCAACCUGGAGAAGGCCCAGUCCGACCUCCUCGGGACCUCAGACGAGGCCGCCAGGGCGGAGGUCCUGAUUAGCAUAGAGGCUAACGAGGCCAUCGUCAAGGCUCUGGAGUAGGCCACGGUCCCACUGCGCUGUGGUAGGAAAGUCUUUGUUUGUUUGCCAUCCCAGUCAAGUUCGUAACUGCAAGACGAGCCGCUUGCUUUGUACAGUGAAUGGAGUUCCCAAUAAAUUUAUUUGGAAUUAA